AUGAAAAAUCUAUUGAUUUUCAUCGUUGUUUCCACGUCAAUUAUUGGAUUAGCUUCAUUACAACAAGUUGAUCAUAAAAUAGUCAAAUGUCUUGUAUGCAAAAAUACUGUCCAAGAAAUGGAAGAUGCCAUUUCCAAAAUCGAUCCAAAAAGAGUCGUUGAAGUUAACGGCUUUCGAAUCGAUGAUCAAGGCAAUCUCAUUACCAAAACUGCCAAAUACAGCAAAUCAGAGACAUAUCUCACCGAACUAAUGGAAACAGUUUGUUCGACAAUGGACAACUAUGUUAAAGUGACAAUAAAGAAGACCGUCAAAUUGGAUCUUCUGAAGAUGACCGCAGAAGACGGAAGUAUGAAUACGAUGAUGUCAGAAGUCGACUUUAUUCAAGAUGGUGACUUGAAUAAAAGUCUGCCGCAUUAUUGCCUUGAAUUGUUAGAAGAUCAAGAAGAGGUUUUCCUUAAAGCUUUCAUGAGUGAAACUUUAGAAAGUGAUUUGGAUAUUAGAAUAUGCUCGCAGAUGACAAACAUUUGUAAAGAUGCACCAAUUCAGGAGGAUUACCAGUUGGAAGAGGAUGAUUCCAAGGAUGAAUUAUAA
This is a messenger RNA of Episyrphus balteatus (marmalade hoverfly), 591 nucleotides long. RefSeq names its product protein seele-like. The record is from RefSeq and is a predicted model, not a curated record. Gene Ontology annotation, cellular component: endoplasmic reticulum. The transcript has a single exon. Bases 1 to 591 code for a protein of 196 amino acids. Lineage: Eukaryota; Metazoa; Arthropoda; Insecta; Diptera; Syrphidae.